Messenger RNA from Tigriopus californicus, 1754 nucleotides. RefSeq lists its product as uncharacterized. The transcript is spliced from 4 exons. Lineage: Eukaryota; Metazoa; Arthropoda; Copepoda; Harpacticoida; Harpacticidae. Gene Ontology annotation, cellular component: SCF ubiquitin ligase complex. The record is from RefSeq and is a predicted model, not a curated record. Gene Ontology annotation, biological process: SCF-dependent proteasomal ubiquitin-dependent protein catabolic process. Bases 233 to 1681 code for a protein of 482 amino acids.
AAGGGAUACCCAAGUCGUGCACCAUCCCCGUUUAACGGUUAUCUCUCAAUAGUCAGCACCAUUGGAUGUACUAUGUCAGUUCUUCAAUAAUUGUGGGUCUUGAUAUUCGGGCAUGCACUCACUCUUCUUCGGGGAGAGAAAACACAUGCACAGCUUGGCAAUCGGCAAAGCGUUCCAACACAGCUGAUGUUAUGUUGCAAAACGGAGCUGGCGUUUCAAAACAGAGUAAAAAAUGGCCAGGAACAAGAACCCGGAAACCUUGGUGAGAAUCGUGCUCGAUUUCUUAAGUGGACUUGUCACUUCUCAUUCCACUCGGAAAGAAGUUCUUCUCUUUCUUCGAGAGAACCUUCACCCUCACCUGCUUGAGCAAUUCUUGUCUAAAUUCCUGCUGGAUCCAUUGUGCGAUUCGGACCUUCAGAUCGAUUGCCUCCUCUACCUUUUCAAUGAGCAUUGCAGGAGUCUGAAAUUCUCCUUCACGGACAAGCGUUACUAUGCUCAAAUUGUGGCUUUACUUCUAAAAGACCAAUUGAAAUUGGAGGAGCUUAACCUGUACGGAGUGUGGCUUCAAGAUAACAUCAAGGCUGACCUAGUGCUUGCUCUCAAGAAACUUGAUCAUUUGACUCAAUUAUCGUUACCACAUAUCGCGGAUGACGCCAUCAUCCACGCCAUCUCUCGAUCUUGUCCCAAACUUAGACAUUUGGAUGUGUCAGGAACCUCACGAAUAACGGAUUCGGGAUUGAGUGAUAUCUAUCAUGACGCGUCUGUGAUACGCACCAGUUUGCUCUAUUUAAACUUAGGUGGGGCCGUGGGUGAUACCCUUGGGCUCUCGGCGGUGGGCGAGAUCGUCAACUAUGUACCCAAUCUGUCCUCUUUAGGCUCGUUCCCCUUUGUUGUCAAAGCGGUCCAUUACAUCUGGGAGAACUAUGAGUGCUCCGAUCAACUCAAAUUGAGAUAUCUUCACGACAGAGCGACAGAUCCACAACAACUGGAUCAAUGUCUAACGCUGAUUCCAAAUGUAAGGUCGUGUUAUUUGGACUCGCCGAAACCCGUCACCUUGACCAUCUUGCCCCAAUUUGUCCACUUGAACAAAGUGAAGUUGAGCCGAGUUCAAGCUGUUGAUAUUCAUGGUCUCGUCUUGGAGCUACCCCGACUAACCGGUUUGGAGCUGGUUUGUGCCAGAGGUUUUGUGGACUUGUUUCAAAUCGGAUCGGCAUUGCCGCGAUUAGACACUUUGGAAAUAUAUUACUCGGAAUACGUCCAGAUCUCGUCAUGGGCGGUGGAAUUUGCCGAGCUGAAAAAAUUGGUCAUAUAUUCGACGGAAUCGCACCUGUGUGCCAAGCCUCUGUUGAAAGCCUGUCCUAAUCUGGAGAAGGUGACGCUUUGUGACUGCUCGGAUGUCACUGAUCAAGAGGUUUUCAACAUUGUUGACGCGGGCUGCUUAUCACGUUGCCAAGAAAUUUACUGGCUAAACGCACCUCUGCUCACUCUUCAGUCAGUUUGGACAUUGAUCACUCUACCAAGUAUGAGAGUGAUCGGCAAAUUAGAUGAGUGGUUGGUCAAUCCUUUCGAGGCUACUGAGUUGGAAGAUGAGAUUCAGCAUUACAAUCUCGAUGUAAAACUUUACGGAAAACCCAAAGGGACGUUCAUCUUUGAACAAGAAAGGUUUGACGACGUCUUCUAAAGAGUGAAAUAAAACUUUUGCGGAACACCCGAACAAUAACCACCUAACCUCGAAAUUGAUCUUUCGAACUUGU